Messenger RNA from Microthlaspi erraticum, 996 nucleotides. Lineage: Eukaryota; Viridiplantae; Streptophyta; Magnoliopsida; Brassicales; Brassicaceae. The record is from the annotation of a GenBank genome assembly.
AUGGAGACCAUCACUGAUAAUGGUAAUAACAAUCAGAAGGCAAAGAUGAGCCUUGUGUUGUCAACGGAUGCUAAACCGAGAUUGAAAUGGACUUGUGAGCUUCAUCACAGAUUCAUCGAAGCUGUUAAUCAACUCGGAGGACCUAACAAGGCCACACCAAAGGGUUUGAUGAAGACUAUGGAGAUUCCUGGGCUUACCUUGUACCAUCUCAAGAGCCAUUUACAGAAAUAUCGGCUAGGGAAGAGCCUAAAGUUUGAUGAUAACAAGCUGGAAGUUUCCUCUGCUUCAGAAAACCAAGAAGCUGAGAGUAAAAACGAUUCUAGAGAUCUCCGAGGCAGUUUCACUGAAGAAAAUAGCAAUCCAACUAACGAAGGGUUGCAAAUCACGGAGGCUUUACAAAUGCAGAUGGAAGUUCAGAAGAAACUUCAUGAACAGAUCGAAGUUCAGAGGCAUUUACAAGUGAAGAUUGAGGCGCAAGGAAAGUAUUUACAGUCAGUUUUAAUGAAAGCUCAACAAACUCUCGCUGGCUACACAUCUUCUACUCUUGGCAUGGACUUUGCGAGAAACGAGCUCUCGAGAUUAGCUUCAAUGGUGAAUCCAAGUUCUUCGUUCUCAGAGCUAACGCAAGCGGAAGAAUACGAAGAAGCAGAGGAUGUGGAAGAAGGUUUCUUGUAUUGCAAGAAACCACAAAACAGAGGAAUUAGGCAGCCGAGAUACUCAGUUGAGAGCUCGUUGACAUCCUCAGAGAGCUCGGAGACGAAACAGGAUGAUAAUAGUGAGCAGAGGAAAUCAGUGGAGCUUCCGUUGAUGGAGAUCAAAUCGGAAGUGAUGAAUGAAAAGAAGAGAAGUCUAAACGACGUCGUUUGCGUGGAGCAGCAGCCUCUAAAGAAGAGAGAUUUUGGAGUUGAUGAUGAUGAGCAGCACUUGAGGCUAAGUUUGAAUAGUUACAAGAAAGACAUGGGGACGUGUCCGAACAUAGGACUAGGGUUUAACUGA